Messenger RNA from Mangifera indica (mango), 783 nucleotides. RefSeq lists its product as uncharacterized. Gene Ontology annotation, molecular function: acyltransferase activity, transferring groups other than amino-acyl groups. The coding region runs from base 103 to 630 and encodes 175 amino acids. The record is from RefSeq and is a predicted model, not a curated record. NCBI's taxonomy places the organism in Eukaryota, Viridiplantae, Streptophyta, Magnoliopsida, Sapindales, Anacardiaceae. The transcript has 2 exons.
GGCUGCUUGAAUGUGAAAGCAGAAGGAAAACCGAGGCAAGAGGCAAGAUUAUUCCUUGCCUUGGCGGUGGGGGGGUCCAUUUUGCUGGAACGUAGGGUGGACAUGGAAGGCCCGGUUGAAUUCUGGGAGAUCUCUCUGAGGCCAUUGGAGCUAUCAGACAUCGACGAUUUCAUGGUGUGGGCAAGAGAUGAUAAAGUGACUAGUUUCACCAGUUAUGGACCUUUCAGUCGCAAAGAAGAAGGCAUAGAGUAUAUCAACGAAGUCGUUAGACCCCACGAGUGGUUCAAGGCAAUUUGCAUAAAUAACAGGCCGAUUGGGGCGAUUUCAGUCACACCAUUUGCGGACAGCGCCAGAUGCAGAGGUGAAAUCGGGUAUGUUCUGGGGUCGAAGUAUUGGGGCAAAGGAAUUGCUACAAGGGCUGUGAAAAUGGUGGUAAAUAUGAUAUUUGAUGAGUGGCCGCAUUUGGAGAGACUUGAAGCUCUGGUAGAUGUUGAAAAUGUUGGGUCACAGAAGGUGCUGCAAAAGGCUGGAUUCAUGCGGGAAGGUGUUCUCAGAAAGUACUGUAUUAUGAAGGGAAAAACUAGAGAUAUGGUCAUGUUUAGUCUUCUUUCUACUGAUCCCAGAAUUUGAUUGAUUGAUCAAGUUAAUGCUGUGUUUUUGCUGUAAAUUGAUUGAGUGUGUAUGCCAGGAUUAAGUGUUUAGUCUUCGUUCUCCAUUCGAAGUCACCUUCUCCUCUUGAAUUGAAUCUAUCAAUAUAUAAAAUAAAGAAAGAUCCAAAAUGUA